ACAGACUGAGCAGCAGGACGCUCGAGCUGCAGCUCCACACCAACUGCGGAACAUUUAGCGGAACAUUUAGCGGGUUUACCUUAGCCGAACCGACUCACUGCGUUCCCGGUUUGUUGCCGUGGAAACCCCCUCUUCUUCUUCUUCUUCUUCUUCUUCUUCUUCUUCUUCUUCUUCUCCUGCUUCUUCUUCCUCCUCUUCUUCUUUUUUUGUGGUUUUGUUGGUUUUCCAGUUGCACAUGAAGCUGCGGAAACAGAAACAGAAACAGAGACAAAGAGGACAUCAGAACAUCUGAACAGCCCGUCUGACAGGCUGCUCCUCUUCAUCAUGUGGUCUGCAUGGCUCCUCCUCCUCUUCCUCUUCAUCCAGUCAGCUACAUCCUCCCCUCCCGCUGCUAACAGGUCAGAAGAGCUGCAGGAGGUCAUCCUAGCAGCCAUCUUGCCUCUGACUAACACUGAGUAUGCAUGGGCGUGGCCUCGUGUUGCUCCAGCGCUAUAUGCAGCGGUGCAUCAGGUGAACUCAGAUCCUUCUUUGCUGCCGGGCCUGAGACUCCGCCUUGUUCACGGCAGCUCCGAGAACCGUGAUGGCUUCUGCUCAGACUUGAUGGCGCCCCUGGUGGCUGUCGACCUCAAAAUGUCCUAUGACCCCUGGGCCUUCAUUGGACCAGGCUGUGACUACUCCUCCUCACCUGUCGCCCGCUUCACAACACACUGGGAGGUUCCCAUGGUGACGGCGGGUGCCCGCGCCAUUGGCUUUGAUGACAUUUGUGCUGUAACAAACACAGGACCCACCCACAAGAAAUUGGGUGAGUUUGGGAUGCGGAUACAGGAUACCUUUGGCUGGAGGCGACAUGCUGCUCUCAUCUACACCGAUAACCAAGAUGACAAUGAUGACCGGCCAUGUUACUUCGCUGUGGAGGGACUGUACACACUGCUGGAGAAGAACAUCACCGUUCAUCACCACGUCAUCUAUGCCGACGUCAACUACAAGUUGCUAGUCCAGGAGAUCAGUGACCAUGGCAGAGUGGUGUACCUGUGCUGUUCCUGGGACAUCUUCAGGUCUCUAAUGGUUCAGUUCUGGAAGGACGUUGGCAGUCUGGAGGACUAUGUUUUCUUCUUCAUUGACCUGUUCGCAGAGGGAAUGGAGGGGCGUGGCCUCAUCAGGCCGUGGUACCGUGGUGAUGAGGAUGACUUUGCCGCACACAACGCCUUCAGGAGUGUGAAGGUGUUAACCUACCUGCAGCCUCAAAGUACAGAUUAUCAAACCUUCGUCCAAAAGCUGAAGAAUGAUGCAAAUGACAUGUUUAACUUCACCAUCAGAGACUCUCUGUAUAAUCUGAUUGCAGGAGGCUUCUAUGAUGGCGUGAUUCUGUACUCUCAGGCUCUGAAUGAGACCCUUAGUGAGCAGAUCUCGUCUGGAUCUGAAGUCCGGAGGCCCAGAGGAGAUGUAGUGACCAGGAGGAUGCGGAACAGGAAUUUUACAGGAGUAAUGGGCAUGGUGGAGAUCGAUGAGUUUGGAGACAGACAGGUGGACUUUGCUAUUUGGGACAUGACGGACAUCGAAUCUGGAGAGUUUCAGGUGGUGUGUGCUUAUAACGGCAGUAUGAAGCAGCUGGUUAUGCAGGGUGGGCGGAGCUUCCAGUGGCCAGGUGGAUCACCUCCUCCUGAUGUUCCAGAAUGUGGAUUCAAGAAUGACAAACCAGAGUGUCUUGCACGUACAGUUACAAUGCAUCAGAUGGUUGCCAUAGUGAUCUGCUUUGUCUUUGUCAUCAUCAUUACAGUUACCGUCUUCAUCUACAGGAAGUUAAAGUUGGAGAGUGAGUUGGCGGCUCAGCUGUGGAGAGUUUAUUGGGAGGAUGUUCAGAUCAGUAACUUGGACAAAGCCUUGAGGAGGGCCUGCAGCCGCCUCACCAUGUCUCUGAAAGGAUCAAACUAUGGCUCCCUUAUGACAAUGGAGGGAAACUUUCAGAUCUACACGAAAACUGGAUACUAUAAGGGAAACUUGGCCGCCAUCAAAUACAUCAACAGGAAACGCAUCGAGCUGACGAGGAAGGUUCUGUUUGAGCUGAAACAUAUGAGAGACGUUCAGAACGAACAUUUGACCCGUUUCAUCGGAGCUUGUAUUGACACCCCCAACAUGUGCAUCAUCACAGAGUACUGUCCCCGAGGCAGUCUGCAGGACCUGAUGGAGAGUGACAGCAUCACUCUUGAUUGGAUGUUCAGAUAUUCUCUCAUCAAUGACAUUGUCAAGGGUAUGGCCUUCCUCCACAACAGUGUCAUCAUUUCCCAUGGCAACCUGAAGUCAUCAAACUGUGUGGUGGACAGUCGCUUUGUUCUGAAGAUCACUGACUAUGGUCUUCAGAGUCUGAGAGGAACAGGAGGCAACAAGGAGGAUACGCACGCAUACUAUGCACGAAUGCUGUGGAUGGCUCCGGAGCUGCUGAGGUCGGACUGUCCUCCACUCUGUGGGACUCAGAAAGGAGACGUGUACAGCUUCGGAAUAAUCCUGCAGGAAUUGGCUCUGCUGAGAGGAGUCUUCCACCUCGAACCACAAAGUCUGACUCCCAAAGAGAUCAUCCAGAUGGUGAUUCAAGGUGGUGUCCCUCCCCUCCGCCCGUCACUCUGUUUCCACAGUCACAGUGAAGAGCUGGGCGUCCUAAUGCAGCGCUGCUGGAGCGAAGAACCCAAUGACCGACCGGAUUUCAGCACUGUAAAGAUACUACUGAGGAAACAACACAGAGGUUAUGGCUCAAACAUCCUGGAUAAUCUCCUGUCUCGAAUGGAACAGUAUGCCAACAACCUGGAGGAGCUGGUGGAAGAGAGAACACAGGCAUACAACGAAGAGAAACGAAAGGCAGAGGCACUGCUCUACCAGAUAUUGCCCCAUUCGGUAGCAGAGCAGUUGAAGAGAGGUGAAACAGUUCAGGCUGAAGCCUUCGACUCCGUCACCAUCUACUUCAGUGACAUUGUUGGCUUCACCUCCCUAUCAGCUGAGAGUACACCACUACAGGUUGUAACGUUGUUGAAUGAUCUUUACACCUGCUUUGACGCAAUCAUUGACAACUUUGAUGUUUAUAAGGUGGAGACCAUUGGGGAUGCCUACAUGGUGGUAUCAGGGCUGCCGGUCCGUAAUGGGAAGUUCCAUGGCCGGGAGAUCGCUCGGAUGUCCCUGGCUCUGCUGGAGGCUGUCAAGACCUUCAGGAUCCGUCACAGAGAAGACCAGAAGCUCCGGCUCCGUAUCGGUAUUCACAGUGGUCCAGUGUGUGCAGGUGUGGUGGGGUUGAAGAUGCCCAGGUACUGUUUGUUUGGAGACACUGUCAACACAGCAUCGCGUAUGGAGUCCAAUGGAGAGGCUCUGAAGAUCCAUGUGUCGGAGGCGACUCGGCUCGUCUUGCAGGAGUUCAGUGGCUUCGAGCUGCAGCUCAGAGGAGAGAUCGAGGUGAAGGGCAAAGGUCGCAUGAGGACCUACUGGCUGCUGGGAGAGACCGACCACAGUAAAACAGAAAAAUAACUGAGACAGGGCUGGGUUCAGGUGUUCCUCCAGUUCUGAUUGGACAGUUGCUCGUGUGACCUCCGUAUGUAGAUGAAUAAACUGUUUGUAAAAUAAAUCCUGUAAAUAAACAAACAUUCGGGUCCUUAUUAAGCACUCACCACUUACAUGUGGUCUCAGUUCAAACAAUACUGAAUAAGACUCAUGUACAGGUCAUUAAAGGGCCAAUUUAUAUUUUACACCACAACUUAGCAAGUGAAAACCAGUGGCAA
Sphaeramia orbicularis (orbiculate cardinalfish) is the source of this 3758-nucleotide messenger RNA. It is a transcript of the gene npr1a, whose product is annotated as natriuretic peptide receptor 1a. The record is from RefSeq and is a predicted model, not a curated record. Gene Ontology annotation, biological process: intracellular signal transduction; receptor guanylyl cyclase signaling pathway; protein phosphorylation. Bases 325 to 3507 code for a protein of 1060 amino acids. Gene Ontology annotation, cellular component: plasma membrane. Gene Ontology annotation, molecular function: guanylate cyclase activity; protein kinase activity; ATP binding. NCBI's taxonomy places the organism in Eukaryota, Metazoa, Chordata, Actinopteri, Kurtiformes, Apogonidae. The transcript is spliced from 22 exons.